Molecule: messenger RNA, 2256 nt
Organism: Babesia sp. Xinjiang
Lineage: Eukaryota; Apicomplexa; Aconoidasida; Piroplasmida; Babesiidae
Exons: 1
Coding region: 1-2256 (751 amino acids)
Biological process (GO): monoatomic ion transport; transmembrane transport
Cellular component (GO): plasma membrane; voltage-gated sodium channel complex
Molecular function (GO): voltage-gated sodium channel activity
Source: RefSeq, a predicted model, not a curated record
AUGGAGCGCCAUGUGCGCGGACCACAGGGCCACGAUGGCGUUCCAGUAACAUGGCGAAAUGAAAACGAUGAUACAGCAACCGAUGUGCCGCCUACACGUCAAAGUGAUGCGUCCGAAUCAUCAACGGCUAUAGAUACGGAUUUAUCGCGUUCUGGCACUAGCUACAAUGACUGCAAGAGUGAUACCAACUACGCUUUAAAAGGACCCGAUGCCGCCUCUGCAUUGACACCUACAGCAUCAGGGUCAAACAACUAUAAUAAUGCCCUUAAUAAGAUGUUGAAAAUGGGAGUUAACCCUGGUAACACUGAUGGACGUAGGGAUGCUAAUGACACCAGAGUCCCGCUUAACGUUCUUCUUGAAAAUGUUGUAAGAAGUACAAAUAUAAGUAUCGCUCCUGAUAAAUACGUAAGCUUAGAGCUUGAUAGGAAAAGCCAAUCUGGUGAGGCAAACGCACGGCUCAAGUACUGUGGUAGCACUAUGUUGAAUGCCAAUCAGUAUCGAGAGGAGUUUUUGAUGGUUACUCGACAACAUGAUGAAGUGGGCUUUAGAUUGCUCUAUAACCGGUAUUACUCCCGUAUUUACGUAACUAUCAUAAUGCUCUAUGCGCUUCUCCUUGGAUGCAGUACUUUGAUGGACUGGAACACGAUAUCGGAGCCAUGGAUACGAGCAAUUGUCAUUAUGCGUUAUGUUUUUUUACUAUUCUUUACAUUUGAUCUCGUGGUGCAAGGGUCGAAUCUUACAAAUAUAAAUCUAUUACAAAAACCAGAUUUUCUUUUCGAUCUCGGCUUGCUUAUAUGCGAAAUUGUAAGCUUGAUUUGGUUGACGACAAUCAUUGGACGUGACUGCAAUUCACAAAUGCCAUUAUCAGAACAGUGCUACGCCUCACUGCACAACUUAAGAUUGUGGUCGUGUAUUCCACUAUUUAGACUAUAUAAGUUGUGCUUGGAUAACAACGAACUCUGCACUUUAUCAAAGGGUAUACUUCUGAGCAUACGCUCACUAGCGUGGACGGGGCUAUUCGUGCUCAUGGUGAUGUAUGCCUGUGCCAUAUACACGACAUGGCGGUUUACGGAUGUGGAAGACGAGACGUUGGACGAGCAUUGGGGCACGCUACUGAGAUCAAUGUACACGUUGUUCACCAUAAUGACACUAGAAGGGUGGAAUGAAGUAAGCAGUGAGACUGCCAGACACUAUCCAAAUUCCAAGAUUUUAUUCGUUAUUUUUGUAUGUUUUGCAACACUGACGGUCAUGAACGUGGUCACGGGUAUCAUUCUCAACACUUUCCUCACAUCAAACGAAAAAUUGAGUGGUGAAAUGUCGUGUAAAGGGCGGUGUGACAGAUACGUACAAAUGUCUAAGGUUUUCAGAGAAGCACUGAACAACGAACAUUCUGAAGGUGAACAGAACUGCUCGUCACAUUGCACAGCGGCAUCAUUUGGAACCUGCUUCCAAGACACAAAGGACGUGAAUGGCAUGAAAUCGAAAACUUCACAAUAUCAGACAAGUGCUAUCGCAAGGUUUGGAUAUGGAGUAGUAUCGGGGAUACGGAAUAUGCUAUGGCGGGCAAUUCCCUUUUUUAACUGGAAUCGCGGUGAAACAGACGGCGCCAUAGAUAUCGAAAAAGCUGAGCAGAGGGGUGUAGGUCCGCCAAAUGAUGACGCUUCCAACCAAAACCAGGAUGGCAUGCAAUCGCAACAAGUGGCUGAUUUACAAAGCAGCAGUGCGCGUAGCGCCAAGCUACGAAUGACACCACUCCUCCUCUCACUCACGGACCAAGAGGACUUGGAUGCAAUACAAAGCGCUGGUGACAACAGUAGCCAGAGGGCAGUCAGUCAAUACCAGCCCAAGGAUCAACACGUGUGCCACACGGACUCCUUUAGGUCAUCUGUACCUUGGGGGUCCAUGUUUGUCGACGAUACGAUAAUCGACAUGGCAACGCGUGACCCUUGUACUAUUCUGUCCGACCCGGCAAUCAAGCGUGCGUUGAAGAUGGCAGAUGUACCGAUAUACCAGGCAUAUGAAGUACUCAAACUAUACUACAAUAACGGGCUUUUCCAAAUAACGGUUACGGAAUUCGCAACUGCCUGCGACCGUAUGGUUGGAACGGCAAGUGGUAAAGAUUUGCUAUCGUUUGAAAUCGCAUUUGCUAGGCGCAUAUGCACCCUCGAGGAGAACCUUGCACAAGUUGCCGGGAAACUGGACCUGCUACUCGAGAGGCUCACCGUAUCAGGAGUUAAUCCUACAUACACGACGUAA